AAGAGGAAGUGUGCUUAUCUUUGCUAGCCUUGCUAGCUAAGCUCUUAAUCUCCCUUCUUUUAUUAAUACAUUAUACCAUUUAUUGCUGACACAUUGAAGCAUUUGUUGUGUUAUAAUACUUUGUGAGUGAUUAAUGGCGUGGCUAUCAGUUGAUCACUCGUGGGUUAUCACUUUUGGGAUUCUAGGGAAUGUCAUCUCAUUCAUGGUGUUCCUGUCUCCACUGCCUACAUUUUAUCGAAUCCUGCAGAAGAAAUCAACUGAAGAGUUCAAAUCGGAACCAUAUAUUAUUGCUCUUUUCAGUGCAAUGCUAUGGCUUUUCUAUGCUUUCAUCAAAACAAAUGAGCUCCUCCUCAUAAUCAUUAAUUCAAUCGGAUGCGUUAUUGAGAUCUCUUACAUCACCAUUUUCCUAAUCUUCGCUGCAAGAAAAGCUCGCAUAUACGCAGCAAAGUUGAUCCUCAUUUUGAUCGUUGGAGUUUUCUCGAUAAUUGUUCUCAUCACCCUUCUCUUAUUUAGAGGCUCUUCUCGCUUGCAAGUUCUCGGCUGGAUCUGUGUCGCCUUUGCUGUUAGCGUUUUUGUCGCUCCUUUAAGCAUCAUGAAACGAGUUAUACAGACUAAGAGUGUUGAGUUCAUGCCAUUUAACUUGUCCCUCUUCCUCACAUUGAGCGGCAUUUCAUGGCUCUUCUAUGGUUUGCUUUCCAAAGAUAUAUAUGUCAUGCUGCCAAACAUACUGGGAGUUAGUUUUGGAUUUGCGCAGCUGCUUCUCUACGUGAUCUAUAGGGGCAAAGAAGAGGUUCGCAGGGUUGAUAAAGUGGGACCUGAGGUUGAUACUAAUGUGAAUGUGGAAGAAUGUAUCAGUGACAAGAAACAAGACAACUACUCAAGCGAAUUACGAGUGGAACAGAUAGUGUGAAAGCCCAGUUUUAGCUGUGAUGAAGAACUACGAUACUUUGUAUUGUUUUUUAUAAUUAUGAAACUAAUAUCAAAGAGAUAAA
Molecule: messenger RNA, 992 nt
Organism: Dendrobium catenatum
Lineage: Eukaryota; Viridiplantae; Streptophyta; Magnoliopsida; Asparagales; Orchidaceae
Product: bidirectional sugar transporter SWEET13-like
Exons: 6
Coding region: 134-910 (258 amino acids)
Biological process (GO): carbohydrate transport
Cellular component (GO): membrane
Molecular function (GO): sugar transmembrane transporter activity
Source: RefSeq, a predicted model, not a curated record